AUGAAAUUGGAGUCUGGCGCAAGCGAGCCGGAACGGGGCCUCACGGAGAACUUCGCGCACACUUACGUGUCAUCGGGGAGCGCGUGCGUGGAUUUCCUCUUCCACGUUCUUCCGCAGACCGAGCGCGACGACGCGCACCGGCGGCUCGAGGCCGCGUGGGCAGAGGACCCAGCCACGGCUUUGCGGCUGAUGAUGCAGCUGCGCGCGGUGCGCGGCACGGCGAAGCGGGGAAGGGCGGAGCGGAAAAGUCUGGAGGAGCGGGUGGCGGAGAACCGGCGGCAGAUGGUGGAGGAGAGCGAGCGCGCGGCGGUUGCGCGCAAGGCAGCGCACGCGCGGAGGGCGGCGGCUGUGGCGCACGCGUAUGAGUCGAGCGAGCGGCUGCGCGCCGUGCACAACGCGGUGGCGGCGAUCUUUGCAGCUGCGCUGAAGGGGGACCUAGAGACGAUGAGGGAGUUUGAAGAGAGGCGUGCGCGGAAGAACGCAGAGGGUGGGGGGGUGCAGGGGGAGGAGACGAUGGAGGAGGAGGAGAAGAAGAAUGAGUUGGAGAAGGCAAAGGCAGAGGACAAGGUUACUGAGGAAACGGAGGCAGAGGGGCAGGGGUUGAAAGAAGAGGGUGUGCAAGAAGAGAACAAGAAGGAAGGCGAGAGUGGUGGAGAGGGAAAGAAGGUGCAGGAAAAGGGCAGCACCGGGAUAAGGAUCUCUGGCGUCGGGAAAAAGGAGAGGAGUUGCGCGGAACUUGUUGCAGAGGAAUGGCUAGACUCGGAUGAGAAUGAUGCCAUGGCUUGGAACGAGAUGGUGAAAAGGAGCAGCUGGCAAGCGAGCAGGGGCGACCUGAUGGGCAGAAAGGAGAAGCAGGAGCGUGGGGAGGAAUGGGUGGCGAAGGAGAAGGGCAAGAAGGACGGUGAGAAUGGGGGCGAGGCCAAGAAGAAGCACAAGUGGAUGGGGAGGCCGGCGCCGAAGCUCUCUCUGGCAGCCAAGUGGGCCCCCUCCCUUGGCAAGUCGUUCGAUCAAUCCACACUGCUCACCUCCUCCAUCGCCCUCCUCCUCUCCCCCCUCUCCUCCUCUUCCUCCUCCCCUUCCUCCUCUGCUCCUGCUGCUGAUUCUGGGAUGGAUGUGGACAGCGGAGCAGCAGCGGGCGCGGGGGGGUACAUGCGAGUGGCAAAGGAGAGGCUGCAGAGGGAGGUGCUGGCGCCGCUGCGGAGAGUGCUGGAGGUGCCCGAGGCACACAUGAGCAGCGGGCGGUGGGAGCACGUGGCGUACGGGCGCGUGCCGUCCGUGUGCAUGAACAAGACCCGCAAGCUCUUCCUCUCCCACGACCAGGCCCGGUUCACAGAGUACCUAGCGGAUGUGAAGGGUGGCGCGGCCAAGAUCGCUGCUGGGGCACUGCUGCCGCAUGAAGUGGUGAAGGCAGCCAUGGAAGCCGCGGAGGACAGCCAUGAUACAGUGGGCGAGCUGCAGUGGAAGGCCAUGGUGGCUGAUGUGCGCAGCAAGGGGUCCCUGGGGAACAGCAUGGCGGUGUGCGAUGUGCCGGGGAGCAUGUCCGGCACGCCCAUGGAGGUGGCCAUUGCGCUUUCGCUGCUCGUGAGCGAGGUGAGCAGCGACCCGUGGAAGAACCACCUCAUCACCUUCUCCGCAAAGCCGAUGACCCACCGCGUGGAGGGGAAGACCCUGGUGGAGCGCGUGAGGAGCGUGCAGCACAUGGCUUGGGGCUACAACACCAACUUCCUGGCCGUGUUUGACCUGCUGCUGUUCUGCGCGCAGCAGUUCCAGCUGGACCCGGCCGACAUGGUGCAGCGCCUCUACGUGUUCUCCAACAUGCAGUUUGAUGAGGCGGGCAGGGCUAGUGGGGCCGACUGGGAGACGGACCACCAGGAGAUCGUGUGCAAGUACGCUGCGGCGGGUUACCCUGUGCCGCAGAUUGUGUAUUGGAACCUGAGGGGUGAUUCUUCUCAGAGCAGCACACCGGUGGCUGCAAGUGAGGAUGGGGUGGCGCUGGUGUCGGGGUUCAGCAAGGGGAUGCUGCUGGCGGCGGUGCUGGAAGGAAAGGAGAUGUCUCCUAUGAUAGUGCUCGAGGAGGCCAUUAAGGGAAAGCUCUUUGAGCUUAUUCAGGUUGUGGAUUGA
Closterium sp. Naga37s-1 is the source of this 2121-nucleotide messenger RNA. The record is from the annotation of a GenBank genome assembly. Lineage: Eukaryota; Viridiplantae; Streptophyta; Zygnematophyceae; Desmidiales; Closteriaceae.